This is a messenger RNA of Eucalyptus grandis, 2067 nucleotides long. RefSeq names its product protein ACCELERATED CELL DEATH 6-like. Gene Ontology annotation, molecular function: protein phosphatase 1 binding; protein phosphatase regulator activity. Lineage: Eukaryota; Viridiplantae; Streptophyta; Magnoliopsida; Myrtales; Myrtaceae. The coding region runs from base 94 to 1878 and encodes 594 amino acids. Gene Ontology annotation, cellular component: plasma membrane. The transcript is spliced from 3 exons. The record is from RefSeq and is a predicted model, not a curated record.
UCCUCUCCAGCAUCCUUCGUUCACACUAGUCCUCUUAGAAAGCUCAAAGAAAUUCCUCCCACUUGAACUCAUUGCUUAUAUUGAUAAGUUUACAUGCAACUACCGCGUGUCCUGAGAAUGAAAGAGAGACUGAGUAUGCAUCCUAAAGUAUAUGAGGCAGCAAAGUCAGGAGACUUUCAUUCCCUGAUGACAACAAUUUCAGAAAAUGGAGAGGAUCUUUUCCACCAAACAACGCCAAAGGGGAACAAUAUUCUUCACGUUGCGGCUCAAUACAAGCAGGUAAAUUUCAUCCGAGAUAUUCUGCAACAUCAAUCAAGAUCGUCCCUUCUUUGGCAAGGUAACGACAGAGGAGACACUCCCUUACAUGUUGCUGCUAAAGUGGGAAACGACCAUGCGGUUCGAGUCUUCACGGAUUUGGCAAAAUCACUAGAUCAACCUGAUGCAUGCAAAAAGCUACUUGAGAGACAGAAUAAAAAGGAGGAUACCUCGCUGCACUAUGCAAUUAGAGGAGGUCACGAGUCGGUGGUUGAGUUGCUGAUUAAAGAAGAUCCUCACCUAUGUGAUAUUACUAAUGUUGUUGGUGAGUACCCGCUUUAUCUUGCAGCACAUCGAAGCCUUCCAAAUAUCAUUGAGCCGAUUUUACAGGCUUCCUCGUCGCCAUGCUCUCAUAAGGGCCCUAAGGGACUGACAGCUCUACAUGCCGCAGUGCACUCCUCACUAACAAUUUCGGAUAAAAUCUUGGAGAAGAGACCAGACGUGAUCAAUGAAGGAGAUGAUAUUGGAUGGACUCCUCUUCAUUAUGUUGCUUGCUUUGGAAAAGACAAUGCAGUUCGACGGCUCUUGAAACACGAUACUUCCGUGGCAUAUGGCUUAGACAAAGAGGGAGAUUCAGCUCUUCACAUUGCAGCGUUUCGAGGCCACAUCAAAGUCAUUGAUGAGGUCGUUACAGUUUGUCCUGAUGCUUGGGACAUCAUAAACAACAAAGGGCAAACGGCUCUUCAUGCAGCUGUCAUUGGAGGACAAGUAAAGGUAGUCAAGCACAUGAUAGGGAAGUCAAACCUGGAGGAUCUUAUCAACGAACAAGAUACUGAUGGAAACACGGCUCUACAUUUGGCCGUGCUUCAUAAAAAAUACAACAUCAUGUACAUACUCGCACAAGAUAAGAGGGUGGACCUUUUAGCCACAAAUAAGCAUCAUUUGACCGCCUAUCACAUUUUUUACGCUCACAAAGAGGUCGGCUACGCUGCCGCAAAAGGUUAUUACGUGUUGGGAAAAUUUGGUGAAUUCCCGUAUUUUCAACGCUGGGUUGUUAAAGAUGUUAAGAAGUGGCUAGACGAGCAAUAUGAUUUCUCUAUACCCACAGAAAGUAAUAUUGCCCACCAAGAAGAUUACGAUAUAUUUGCCAAGUUUCAAGUACUAGUGUCGGGGCUCAUAGCCACAGUUGCCUUCGGCGCGUCCUUGACGAUGCCCGGAGGUUAUAACAACGACAAUGGAAUGGCGAUUCUUGCUGGCAGGGCAGCUUUCCAAGCCUUUGUGAUAUUGAACUCUAUAGCGUUCGGUUUGUCAGUGCUGGCAUUAUCCUUACAAUACUUUGCUACUGCCAUAAGCGGUCGCCUAAGGGUAGGAUAUGCCAGCACCGCCGGACUUUGCACUUACAUGGCGGAGAUUGCGAUGAUACUAGCCUUUGCUUGUUGCACGUAUGUUGUAUUGCCCAGAACCAUCGGGCUCGGAAUCGUUUCUGUUGUUGGGUUUGGAUUAGGCCUGACUUUGUACCACAUCGGUCUUUUCCUUGACCCCGACCUAGAUUUUCUCGGGUCGUCAAAUAGCUCUCACAAAAGAUACGUCCGAAACUUAUUGUUUGAGUAUGGUAUUAUCUAGGAAAGUUGCUAACGAGUUGGGCCGAUUCUAUAGUCCCGUGACCUUCUGCACGGGAAUUUGUCAGCAGUCAAAGUAAACCAACUGUGGCCAUUCUCAAGAUGACAGGAGCGCAGCAAAGGCCAACAAGUUGAGACUUCUCCUGUACGUGAAGGAUGUCCAAGUCGAUUCCAUCACAGUUAACCAAAUAAA